Molecule: messenger RNA, 1047 nt
Organism: Sceloporus undulatus (fence lizard)
Lineage: Eukaryota; Metazoa; Chordata; Lepidosauria; Squamata; Phrynosomatidae
Gene: FGF4
Product: fibroblast growth factor 4
Exons: 3
Coding region: 1-636 (211 amino acids)
Biological process (GO): positive regulation of cell population proliferation; positive regulation of protein phosphorylation; regulation of cell migration
Cellular component (GO): cytoplasm
Molecular function (GO): growth factor activity; fibroblast growth factor receptor binding
Source: RefSeq, a predicted model, not a curated record
AUGUGGCUCCGGAUGAUGGGCCCCUGGCUGCCCUCCUGCCCGGCCGCCCUCCUCUUCCUCCUGGCCCUGCCCUGGCCUUGCCUGGCGCCCCCGAUGGUGCCCCCCAUGAUGCCCCCCAACCAGACCCUGGAGUGGCGCUGGGAGAGCCUCUUCUCCCGCUCCCUGGCCCGGAUCCCCGCCGGAGGAGCAGGAGCAGGAGGCAGCGACAGAAGGGAGGCCGGCCGCGACGGGGGGGACUCCUACCUCCUGGGCAUCAAGCGGCUCCGGCGCCUCUACUGCAACGUCGGCAUCGGGUUUCACAUCCAGGUCCUGCCCGACAGCCGCAUCAACGGCAUCCACAACGAGAACCGCUACAGCUUACUGGAGAUCUCUCCAGUGGAAAGAGGAGUGGUGAGCAUCUUUGGUGUUAAAAGUGGACUCUUUGUAGCCAUGAACAGUAAAGGCAAGCUGUAUGGAUCUAGCCAUUUUAAUGACGAGUGUAAAUUCAAAGAGAUCCUGCUGCCGAACAACUACAAUGCUUAUGAGUCCCAGAUCUAUCCGGGAAUGUACAUAGCCCUGAGCAAAAAUGGAAGAACAAAGAAAGGCAACAAAGUCUCUCCCACCAUGACAGUGACACAUUUUCUUCCUAGGAUUUGAGAGUUGUCCCUUCAGACCUACCUCAGGGAAGGGGGAGAAGGCCAAGCCCAAUGAAGAGAGUGGAAAGCAAUGGGCGGAAUCUAUGGUGCACUUUUUUUUAGAGUUUUAUGCAAGAGUAGAUGUAAGAUAUUUAAAUUAUUUAAGUCUGUAUAUAUUGCCAGAAACUUAUUUAUAGUUCUGAUUUAUUUUAAUUCCUAAAAAAAGAAAGAAAAAGAAACACCCACCAGAAAACAAAACUCCAACUUAAGCUAUUGGUUGCACAAUGCAACCAUAGAGGACUCUUUUUGCAUUGUGUUUUAUUUAACUUUUUUUUUGGGGUAAGUUAUCACAGGUGUGCUGCUAUUAUGUGUUUGUUUGUUUUUAACGUGAAAUCCGAUUCCUAUAUUUACAAUGUUUUGCACUGUUCUCUGU